UUCCAUUCAAGUUCUGUUAUCACACGUCUACCAAUUUUCAUAGGUCUGUUUUUGUAAAAACGUAAUUCUAUAAUCCAUCGAUCUUGUUAUCAUUUGAGGCUGAGAUGGGCUGGAAAAAUUUUAACGCGAUUCAUUAUUAUUUAUUAGAACAUAAACAAACGGGACACAACCGAUUAAGCUCCAUGAUUCUUAUGAUCAGCUGAUGCUUUCAGUUUUACGAGCGUCGCCAGCAGCUUGAAUGUAAAUUUCAUACGUUUUAUGUAAUAUGUUUAUAAAAGAGAUUUCGAUGACUCAUUUUAGUUUGCGAACGAUCCCACAAUUAAACAAUCGUAUUUUCGUCUACGCAAAGUAUAGAGUGGAAGAGUCAACAUUAGAUGAACGGUAUAUUCGGCAAUAAUGUUGUUAUGCGUUAUACUAUGAAGGCAACAUUUGUUAUUGCGACAUUGAUAACCUGCGUAUUAGCAUUAGAAGAGGAAUUAUUGCAUUAUGUUAGUGACGAUGUACCUGGUGGCUCUUACAAAUAUUACAGCUUGACAUACGACGGUUAUAUCAAAAUACGAUUAACAUCGAUAACAGGUGAUGCAGAUUUAUAUGCAUCGCAAACUACAACUAAACCAACGUAUGAACCGGAUCAUUAUUGUUUGCAAUCGACAACUUGUGGAGAAGAUAUUAUUUUCAUCCCUAAAAGUUUUAAACGACCUGUGAGUAUCGGCGUUUAUGGCCAUCCGUCGCAUGAAAUUAGUAAAUAUACUCUAUUGGUUUCUGAGUUACUGAUUGAAGACGAUAAUAUACUAUACGAUCAAACAUCAAGAAAUAAUUAUAAAGAUCGAGAUAAUAAAAAUAUAUCGAUAAAUAUGUUGGAAUAUGAAAAUCAAAUCUUUCUUGAAAUCAUCCAAGAGGAUGGAUUAGUUAUUACAGCUAAGGGUCUUGGUAUAGAAACUGUUUUUGUUAAUGUAAUAAAAGCUUAUUUGGAUCCAGGCAACUUAGUUAUAAUCUUAGGAACCACUGAUCAUGAUGAGCAUUACUUCAUUGAAUUGCUUAAAAGUUAUGGAACUAACACAUUGCCACGUGUUGUCAAUGCUGAAUGUCCUUCUAAUGAAAGGGAAAUAAUGUAUCUGGAAGGUGGAGUGUUGUUUAUAUCAGGCCGUAUCUUGGUGGUAGAUUUAUUAAAGAACAGAGUUCCAUUGCACUUAAUCACUGGCAUUCUUGUGUACAGAGCUCAUAAUAUUCGGAAUGCAUAUCAAGAAGCAUUUGCAUUACGUUUGUAUAGGCAAAAUAAUAAGACUGGAUUUAUUAAGGCGUUUACAAAUUCGGCACUGGCUUUCACAGUUGGAUAUUCACAAGUAGAGCGAGUUAUGAAAACCCUAUUUGUGAAAAAUUUAUAUUUAUGGCCACGCUUUCAUACAGUUGUUAAUAAUUGUUUGUCUAAGCACGAGCCUGAUGUUAUAGAAUUACAUGUACAAAUCACACCAAAGAUGCAAAAUAUUCAAACAGCUUUGCUUGAUGUUAUGAAUUAUAUUGUGAAAGAAUUAAAAGCGCUCAAUAAAUAUUUAGACUUAGAAGAAUUAACUGUGGAAAAUGCAAUAGCAAAGAAGUUCCACAAGCAAUUACAUUUACAACUAGAUCCUAUCUGGCAUCAACUUAGUACAACAACCAAACAAUUGUUUUCUGAUUUAAAAAUAUUGCGAUCUCUUAUUAUAUCUUUGACCUAUGAAGAUUCAGUUUCAUUCUAUGCUAUGUUGAAUCGUUUGCGGACUAUGGAAUAUGCCGUGAAAGCCAGUGGCUGGAUAAUGUUGGAUGAAGUUGACAAUUUAUUUAAAUAUGCUAGAAGUAGAGUUUAUACAGAUAAAAAUGAACUAAAACCAGAACCAAAUCCAAAAUGGAUAGCUUUGUCAGAAGUUUUAUCCGAGAUUCAAGAGCAGAAACAUAAAAAGAAGGCCAAUGAAAAGGUUGAUAAAGUUCUUAUCUUAGUACAUGAUAACAAUAUAUGCAAACAGUUGAAGAAUUAUUUAACUAUGGGUGCAAAUAAGUACCUAUUUUAUGAAGCUCUAAAAAAAUUGUCGCAUAAUAAAGAACAAAAGAUAAGUGACAAUAAUGAAAAAAAUAUGGAAGAGGAACAAUCUGAAAAUAAUACGGAUGAAGAUGUGCAAAAUGAUCCAGACACUUAUGUACUUACUUUGACGCAAAAAUGUGCAGAAGAAACUGAGCCAAGUACUUCUACAGAAGAUAUAAAGCAUCAGACAUUAUUUGAAGAAUGCUCGCAACUGACAGAUUUAAAUGUAACCAAUUGCGCGACAUCUGCACCAAUUGUUUUCAUACAAGCUAUAAAAAAGGGAGGAGAUUCGAUGACUUUACAACGAGCAUUGGCUGAACAUACGCCGAACAAUAUUAUUUUAUACGUAGCUGAUAUUGGUACUGUGAGACAAUUAGAGGUGUAUCAAAAUAAUAAUCCAUUAUUAGAUUUGAAAGUGUAUUUUUUGAUUUAUGGCGGAUCCGUCGAGGAACAAGAAUAUCUUACCUCCUUACGACGCGAAAAGGAAGCAUUUCAUUCUUUGAUUAAUACGAAAACUACCAUGAUUGUGCCAGAAGAUCAAGAUGGAAAAUCAGAAGAUUGUCUGACUUUUGCAGUUCAAUCAGAUAAUCAAGAAAAUACACGUAAAGGUGGAAUGCAAUCUGAAGCAAAAAUAAUUCAAAAAGUUAUUGUUGAUAUGAGAGAAUUUAGAAGUGAAUUGCCUGCUAUUUUGUAUACACGCAGUAUAAAAGUUGAACCAGUGACAUUAGUGGUGGGUGACUAUAUUCUUACACCUGAAAUUUGUGUUGAGAGGAAAAGCAUAUCUGAUUUGAUUGGUUCCUUGUUUUCCGGAAGAUUGUACAAUCAAGCAGUUGCUAUGACAAGACAUUAUGCUAAACCUAUGCUCCUCAUAGAAUUUGAUCAAAAUAAACCAUUCUGUUUCCAAGGAAAUUAUUAUGUUAGCAGAGAUCUUAAAAAUACUGAAAUAACAGCAAAGCUGCAAUUAUUAACACUUCAUUUUCCUAAAUUAAAACUUAUAUGGUCUCCUAGUCCACAUGCAACAGCACAAUUAUUUGAAGAAUUAAAGCAAGGACGAGAUCAACCUGAUUCAAAUGUAGCUGCUAAAAUUGGAGCAGAUGAAGAUACAGAAAACAAACAACUAAUGGUAGAAAGAUAUAAUUCUAAUAUUCAAGAUUUUAUGGCUAAAUUACCUGGUGUGCAUUCGAAAAAUUUACGUGUUCUAUUAAAUAAAGGACAAUCAUUAAGUCAUCUCAUCAAGUUCACACAAGAAGAAUUAAAAGAAAUACUUGGGAAUACAAAUGAUGCUGAAUUGUUAUAUAAAGCUUUACAUGAGAAAUGUUUACCAACAGAUGAAAAGUUAUUGACUAGCAAAGGUACUUCUAAAGUACGUGGUAAAAAGCUUUUCUCCAAAAUAAAAAAGUGAUAAUGAAUAAUGUGUAGC
Molecule: messenger RNA, 3473 nt
Organism: Camponotus floridanus (Florida carpenter ant)
Lineage: Eukaryota; Metazoa; Arthropoda; Insecta; Hymenoptera; Formicidae
Gene: mei-9
Product: DNA repair endonuclease XPF
Exons: 13
Coding region: 375-3455 (1026 amino acids)
Biological process (GO): resolution of meiotic recombination intermediates; double-strand break repair via homologous recombination; nucleotide-excision repair involved in interstrand cross-link repair
Cellular component (GO): nucleotide-excision repair factor 1 complex
Molecular function (GO): damaged DNA binding; single-stranded DNA binding; single-stranded DNA endonuclease activity
Source: RefSeq, a predicted model, not a curated record